CUUGUAUCCAUUAUAACAAAGCACGCAAUUAAGGGGAAAGAGUCUGGAGCACUACUGCGCAGUAUUUUCAAAGGGUCUCCAUGUACAGAGGAUGUUGCUGUUCGCCGGAGAUUAGCAGUCUAUAAGCACUGCAUAGAACUUGUUGAAUCUGGAGAUCUACAGAGAGAAGUGGCUUCCGAGAUUGUGGGGCUCCUAAUGUUAGAGGUUCAUCACUUACCAGGAGCGUCCCUUCUUGACUUGGCAAACUUGUAUGUUGAAGCAGUGAAAGCUGGAAGCAUGUCCAAUGGGAAGUCUUUGGAACUGUUUCCUAAUGUGCUUAAAGCUCUUUCAUCAAAAGAAUCUUUAGUGUAUGGCAAUGGAGAACUAACGGGAGAGGAGUGCAAGAAACAGAUUAUCAAUAGUCUCUGCUCCAGCAGAUGGGACCCAAAGUGUGUCAUUUUUCUUACUUCAAUGUUUAGAGAUGUAUUACUAAGUACGGAAGAGUUACAGUUUGUAGUGGAAAAAGUAUUAAGGCUGUUCUCUAAGUUGGACCUCCAAGAAAUGCCCCCUUUGGUUUACCAGCUUCUACUUCUUUCUGCCAAGGGGAGUAAAAGGACCAUCCUGGAAGGCAUUAUCACAGUUUUUAAUGAUCUGGAUCAGAAGUUGAUGCAUGAGGCCAAAAAUGAUGAAGAUCUGGAUGAUUCCACUAUCCCAAAAGAACAGCUGCGUCAAGUAGAGGGUACCAUCAUCUUGCACAUUGUCUUUGCUAUUAAAUUUGACCAGGACCUGGGAAGAGAGCUAGUCAAGGUAUUGAGAGCUGCACAGCAAGGGGACACAAACAAAUUUUUAUGCCCUUUCAGUGUCGCUCUCCUCUUGUCUGUGUCCAGAAUACAUAGAUUUGAAAAACAGGUUUUUGAUUUCCUGAAAGCUAUUAUUUUAAAAGGAUUUAAAGACAUCCAGUUUCAGCAAGGUUCAAAGUUUCUCCAGGAUUUAGUGCCACAACCAACAUGUGUCUCCUCUAUGCUCCUGGAAAUUGUAAAAAACAGCGUUUUCGGUUGGGACCAUGUCACCCAAGGAUUGGUGGAGCUUGGGUUUCUCCUAAUGGAUUCAUACGGUCCUAAAGCUAUUCCAGGAGCAAAAAUCCUGGAAACUUCAGCAGGAUCACCAAGUCAACAGGCCUGUCAGCUGGGAUCAAAAAUAUUACUGGAGGCCUUUAAGGUCCAUGAAGCCAUAAGAAAUGUGAUUUUAGAGCAAGUUUUGAAUCGAGUUAUUACAAAAGCCACAUCUCCGACAAGUCAUUUCAUAGAUCUUCUCUCUGAUAUUGUGUAUGCUACACCCUUAAUUCUUCAGAACUCGGCCUCUAAACUGACUGCAGCUUUUGACCAUUUGUUCCAGUUGCCCUUCUCUACAGUGCUGGGCCUACUCAAAGCUUUGCAGCCUCUCUUCAAGAUAAAUAUAUCUGUGAGGGAUUGUAUCAUCCUUGUUCUAAGGAAGGCAAUGUUUUGUAGUCAAAUAGAGGCCCGGAAGUCUGCUGUUGCUGGUUUCUUGCUUUUACUGAAAAAUUUUAAGGUUCUUGGAAGCUUGUCCUCCUCACAAUGCAGCCAGGCCAUUGGUGCAAGCCAGGUUCUGGUGGAUGUUCAUACCCGCUACAAUUCUGCAGCAAAUGAGGCAUUUUGUUUGGAGAUUUUGGGCUGCCUGAGAAGAAGUUUGAGUCAGCAAGAAGACAUUCGACGUCUACUUUAUGAAGGUUUUUAUGAUGUGCUCAAGCGAAACUCUCAGCUGGCCAGCCCCAUCAUGCAGACACUGGUGUCUCAGUUAAAGCGAUAUUAUGAACCAGAACCGGAUCUGUUGCCACCACUGAAGCUUGAGAGGUGUAUCGCAGCCCAAAAAGAGCAAAUUAUACUGCAAGAACCUUUGGCACACCUACUGAGCAGUAUUCAUAAUUGCCUGAGCUGGUAUAAGCAGAAGAGCAAUGUCCUGCAGGAGAGGGGCAUGGAAGAUGAGAACGAUGACGACGACUACAUGGCAUGCCGGAAAGAAAUUGAUGAAAUGUUGCAAUCUAUCACAAGAAGAAUGACCAAAUGUGAUUUGGAAGAGUUUGAAUUGGACAAGUCAGCUGACUUCUCUACAAAUUCCAGUGUUGGGAUGAAAAAUUAUACCUAUGCUGUUUUGGUUAUGGGAGUUUGUGAGGUUCUGAUUGAGUACAACUUUACCACAGCAAACUUCAAUAAAAGCAAAUUUGAAGACAUUAUGGGAAUUUUUAAAUGUUACAGCAAACUGGCUGAUAUCCUGAAAGAAAAAUCUGGAAAAUCAAAACCUUCCGGCAAUAGUAAAGCAUGUAAAAGCUUGCUGUCUAUGGGAUUUGUUUCCACACUUUUAACUGCAUUAUUCAGAGAUAGUACAAGGAAGCACGAGGAAAGCCUUAGUGUUCUGAGAGCCAGUCUAGACUUUAUGAGAUACACGGUGUCUGUUGCACUUCAGAAAAUACAGCAGCUGAAGGAGACAGGGGUCACUGAUGGGCCUGAUGGACAGAAUAGCGACAAAAUGUUUCAUAGUAUCUGUGAGAUUACCAGGGUGUUAAUGUGGAGAUACACAUCUAUCCCAUCUGCUGCUGAGGAUUCUGGGAAAAAGGAUAAAGGGAAGAACAUUUCUCUAAUGUGUCUAGAGGGUUUGGUGCAGAUCUUUUACACUAUUCAGCUGCGCUACCCAAAAAAAGAUCUCACAGUUCCUGGCAGCUUUGGGUAA
This is a messenger RNA of Staurois parvus, 2724 nucleotides long. The record is from the annotation of a GenBank genome assembly. Lineage: Eukaryota; Metazoa; Chordata; Amphibia; Anura; Ranidae.